This is a messenger RNA of Anopheles moucheti, 1396 nucleotides long. Its product is annotated as L-lactate dehydrogenase. NCBI's taxonomy places the organism in Eukaryota, Metazoa, Arthropoda, Insecta, Diptera, Culicidae. The coding region runs from base 133 to 1131 and encodes 332 amino acids. Gene Ontology annotation, molecular function: L-lactate dehydrogenase (NAD+) activity. Gene Ontology annotation, cellular component: cytoplasm. The record is from RefSeq and is a predicted model, not a curated record. Gene Ontology annotation, biological process: carboxylic acid metabolic process. The transcript is spliced from 5 exons.
UCGAGACCAACUCGUGCGAUUGUUGUUUUUUUCAUUAGUGUGUCUUCUUCCGGUGAGACAUUCCGGCGGUUACCAACGAUAACUAACCGUUCAUUUACACCUACUGUGCAAAAAGACGAAAUUCUUCCCAAAAUGUCUGAAGUGAAAGCUAAGCUGCUUACCCAGAUCGCCGAACCGAUGACCUCGUCGGGCAACAAGGUCACCGUGGUCGGUAUCGGUCAGGUCGGUAUGGCCUGUGCAUUCAGUAUUCUGACCCAGAAUGUGUCCAGCGAGGUGGCCCUCAUCGAUGUCAACGCGGACAAGCUGCAGGGUGAAAUGUUGGAUCUGCAGCACGGUUCGGCAUUCAUGAAGAAUGCCCACAUCAACGCCGGAACCGAUUUCUCUGUAUCAGCUGGAUCGCGUUUGAUCAUAAUUACGGCCGGUGUGCGCCAGAAGGAGGGAGAAAGUCGGCUGGAUCUUGUCCAACGCAACACGGACAUCCUGAAGGGCAUCAUCCCCAAGCUGGUCGCCCAAAGCCCGGACUGCAUCUUGCUGGUCGUGUCGAACCCGGUCGAUAUCCUCACGUACGUCGCGUGGAAAUUGAGCGGUCUGCCCAAGAACCGUGUCAUCGGAUCGGGUACCAACCUCGACUCGUCCCGCUUCCGCUUCCUGAUGUCGCAGAAGUUGGGCGUUGCUCCCACCUCCUGCCACGGUUGGAUUAUCGGUGAGCACGGUGACAGCAGCGUACCGGUGUGGUCCGGCGUCAAUGUGGCCGGCGUACGGUUGGCGGAAAUUAACCCGAGCAUCGGUACCGAUGCGGACACGGAAAAGUGGGGAGAGCUGCACCACGAAGUGGUGAACAGCGCCUACGAAGUCAUUCGUCUGAAGGGUUACACCUCGUGGGCUAUCGGGUUGAGCGUGGCCUCGCUAGUAUCGGCCAUUCUGCGCAACACGUACAACGUCCAUGCGGUUUCCACGCUGGUUAAGGGUGAACACGGAGUCACUGACGAAGUCUACCUUUCGCUGCCAUGCGUUCUGGGCCGCAACGGAGUAAGCCACGUGGUGAAACAAAUUCUCACUACGGAAGAGACGAAGAAACUGCAGGCAUCGGCCACCUUGAUGGCGCAGGUCCAGGGUGGAAUCAAAUUCUAAGCAUUGCAGCCACCAUAGCCAAUACUGUCACGUUAUUUAUUGUCAAACCAAACUGUACGUUAAGCUAGCUAAGAACCAGCACCCACAAGAACCUGUUGGCCCAUUCCUUUCGCAAGGAACCAACCGUUCGAUCCCUGCACCGAGCAUUAGAAAGUAAUACAACUGCACGAUUCGUGAAUGUCCUUUGCGUCGGAAGCGCCGUAACGCUUUGCAGCAAAUAAAAUGAUAGAACUAUUACACAGUGCAUCGCCUUUCACUUGGCUGA